AUGGCAGGGAAAGCUGGCAUCGUAUUUGCGAUGCCUUUGUUGCAAAUGCGACCAUCACAAUUGCAAGCUGGGAGUCGCAAAUGCGACUUCUGCGUCUGGUAUUGGAGAUGCCUCCGAAAUGAGCCAGCCUCGGUUGGGGAAGAGACUGAGUCCCCGAUUCCCAAAUCGGGGAAAGAUAACAAGAGGAAAAGGGCUUCGAAACCCGAAGACCCCCAAGAUAAGAGGGCCCCUACUCGAAAGCUAAGGAGGAAACUUAUUCACGUAGACGUAGAUUCGGCCUACCAGUUACUGGAUGAUGAAGGAAACGAGGGCGAAGAAUUGGCACCAGUGAACCGAACUAGGAAACCAGUUGAGGCCGCCAAACCUUCCAUACCGGAGACCUUACCUCGUGAUGAGGAAACUCCGAAGGAAGACUCAGGCAAAGCUCCCGAAUUGCCUGGGGAUAUUACCAAGUUCAGGGCCGAGCUGAGCCAAUGUGAGGCCAAGCUCAAGAAGUCUUCGGAUGAAGAGAAGGCCCUGAGGCUACUUUGUAGCCAAAAGGAGGAGGAUCUCAAGGACCUUCGGGCUGAUUUGCUACAACAAAAAUUGGAGAUGAUCGCGCAGCUUCGGGGCGAGGUCGAUCAGGUUAAUGCUGACUGCAACCGAUGGAAGGAGGACAUGGAUCAGCUUCCUGCUGAUAAAAAAGCUGCUCUAGCCCAACUGGCCCAGGCCAAGAAGAUUGAGGAGCUCGAGUCCAAACUCGCUGAAGCCGGGGCUGAGGUUGCUGAAGCCAGGGCCGAAGUGUGGAGGACGAAGGCCAUGGCUGAUAAAACCAUCGUCGUGUACUUAAGGGAUGUUGAGGCUAUUCAAGCAGAGCUAAGGGAGGACUACGACCAGGAAAAAUGGAGUAAUGAUUUGGCCAAGUUUCUCGUUUCUUCCAAUGAUGAAGAUUCUGUUAGUGGUUUUGAGAGCGGGGAAAUGAGGAUGGAGUCACCGAGGAGGAGGUUCCCGAAGAUGGAGUCCCCUAGGAGGAGGUUCCCAAAGAUGCAGCCCCCGAGGAUGUGGCUCCUAAAGUAG
This is a messenger RNA of Nicotiana tabacum (common tobacco), 1056 nucleotides long. Lineage: Eukaryota; Viridiplantae; Streptophyta; Magnoliopsida; Solanales; Solanaceae. The record is from RefSeq and is a predicted model, not a curated record.